Messenger RNA from Bathycoccus prasinos, 348 nucleotides. RefSeq lists its product with no specific name. Gene Ontology annotation, molecular function: protein binding. NCBI's taxonomy places the organism in Eukaryota, Viridiplantae, Chlorophyta, Mamiellophyceae, Mamiellales, Bathycoccaceae. The record is from RefSeq and is a predicted model, not a curated record. Bases 1 to 348 code for a protein of 115 amino acids. The transcript has a single exon.
AUGCCGGUCGUCGCUCGCAAAGUUUCCGAUGGGAAGAAGCGCGCGAUAAUCGUCAAAGAAGUGUUAAAAGAAGGAGAAGAAGAAGAGAAGGAGAACGAGUUUGAGGCGACAAAUAUUCUUCCUUCUUCUUCCUGCUUUUUUGACGCUUUGCCGGACCAUCUCAAAGAGGAAAUCUUACUUCGCGUUCCCGGGAAAAGCAACAACGUUGGAAAUAUCCAACGCGUGUCCAAAUCCUUCCACGACGUCGUCAACUCUUCGGAACGAUUGUGGAAAACGAUGUGCGAAAAAGAAGUCGGAGAAGAAGGCGCGAUCGUCUUUCGAGAAUUCGGAAGAAGAGAAGAGAGGUGA